UAUCGGCAGAGUUUAUAUAGUUAUAUUUAACACAAAUUAUAUAUAUUUUUUAUUUUCAUGAAAAAAUUUUAUUUAUAAUUUUAUGAAUAAUUUUAAAUAAUUAUUUUUAAAAAGUAAAGUAUUUAUUAUUCAUAGUCUUAAAAAUAUUUAUAAUUUUAAUAAAGUUUAUUUAAGUUAUUGUACCUAUAGAAUGUUAAUAUCGCAUUAAAUAAAUAGAAGUUUCGAUGUGCGACAAUUUUGGAGGUUUCGAAAGGUGACUGUCGAGGGUAACUUGUCCAAAACGUAGUCGUACUGAAAACAACAGUACUCCAAAACGUGCUAAAAUGAAUGACGAACAAACAACAGUUGAAGUCCCACAAGCAAUGGAGCUAUCAUCAAAUGACAUUGAAAAAUUGGAAGAGGCUAAAUUGAAGGCUAAGUUUCCUAUUAAUGCUGGCCGUCCAAUCAGCGGACAUUCGGCAUUUUUGCAAAAAAGAUUAGCCAAAGGACAAAAAUUUUUUGAUUCUGGUGAUUAUCAAAUGGCAAAACAAAAAUCAGCUGCUAAACCUAAACCAACUGGAGUUUUGCCUACUGGCGAUGCUAUUCCAACUCCUGAAACAGUACCACAACGUAAAACAUCAAUUAUACAACAAAAAUUUAACACAUCAAGUAGUUCGUAAGAGUUUUUUUUGUUGCUAUUAUUAUGAUGAUUAUAAAAUCAAUGUUUGACAGCCAUUUAAAUUAAAUAAUAUUUAAGAAUUCCUGGUAAGAAAAAAAAAUCAUUGGUAACUUAUAAUAAUUCCAUUUAAAUUUAAUUCCUAACAUUAAGUCUUGGUUUUACAUUUAUAGAACAACUUAAAUUACAAAAAAAAAAUAAUUCCAUUUUUUUGUUGUAUAAAUUAAUUAUAAAAUGAAAUUUUACUUACUAUUUUUUUUUGCGUUUGUUUAUAUGUACAAUAAACUUUCAAAAAAGUUACAACUCAAAGUAACAAUUAAUAAUAUUAUUUAUUUCCAUUCAUAAGCAGUCGGCAUAGUUUGUAAUAUUGGAAAACAAAGAUGUAUUUUUUCAACUAAACUCUGGUAUAAAUAUUAAAUAAUUUAAACAUACUUGUUACAAAUAUACGUUACUUAGAUUAUUAGGAAUACAAAAUAUAAUAUAAACGCAAGAAAAAAAAGUCUAACAUCUCGAUGGAUCUGCAUUUUUUAAACCGCUGUGAUGUGCUUGGUAAGACUAUAUUGUCUUAUAUGAAUUCAGGUUGUUGAUAAAAAUCCAUGAGAUGAAAUAAAAAUACUUGAUACCGUAGAUUUUCAAGUGUUGUAAUCAUUAAUGUAAACAUUUAUUAAUAUAUUCAGUUAAUAAUUAAACCGUUCCUUAUUUAUUUUA
Messenger RNA from Microplitis demolitor, 1363 nucleotides. RefSeq names its product cAMP-regulated phosphoprotein 19 (gene endos). The record is from RefSeq and is a predicted model, not a curated record. Bases 324 to 659 code for a protein of 111 amino acids. NCBI's taxonomy places the organism in Eukaryota, Metazoa, Arthropoda, Insecta, Hymenoptera, Braconidae. Gene Ontology annotation, molecular function: protein phosphatase inhibitor activity. The transcript has 3 exons. Gene Ontology annotation, cellular component: cytoplasm.